Molecule: messenger RNA, 2094 nt
Organism: Stereum hirsutum FP-91666 SS1
Lineage: Eukaryota; Fungi; Basidiomycota; Agaricomycetes; Russulales; Stereaceae
Exons: 4
Coding region: 351-1793 (480 amino acids)
Source: RefSeq, a predicted model, not a curated record
AAUGUGGCGGCUCUUGAGCUUGACUAGCAUCGCUCACUUGUCGCUCACCGUAUCCUGGUACCAUACUUACUGCUGGCCCACUAUCCUUUGUGGAACAUCUAUUUUUCGAAGUUCUCCUUGGCACAUUUUGAGCUUACUCUGACCUCUCCAAGUCGCCUUCCACGCCUCAGAGACGAACACAGUGCAAGACGGUACAAAACGGAGUCGAAGAUCGUGACGGUGACGGAAAGCUAGAGAGGAUUCACUAUUGGGCGGACGAGUGUGACAAGGUUAGCCUGCCACGACUGCGUCAACACCAUCUGUUUGCCACGAGUAAACUGUAGCUCAAGCUACUAGCUUGACCCGGGAUAAUGUCACGACGUUUUCCUCCUGAGAUUCUCUCAGCGAUCUUUCUCCAGAGUCUUCCUGUCCGUGACCAGACAAAAGCAACCAUACCUCCGAGCCAUGCUGUCAUCUUGACCGGAGUUUGUCAAUACUGGCGUGCCGUGGCACAAUCGACACCUUCCUUAUGGACAGACCUCGAUCUUCCCAAUGCGCCCAAGAAAGCGCAGGCACGCGAAUCGUUCUUCCAGGUACUCCAAACCUGGCUCUCAAAUUCCAAAAACCAACCAUUAUCGCUCUGCUUGAGCUCGCUAGAACGUCGGCGAUCUGUCGUCAGGCAGUAUCUCUCCAUCCUGUGCUCUUAUUCCGUGCGAUGGAAGAACAUCAUACUCAUACUGCGAUGCGACGGCGACCCGGAUAUUAUUCCCCCAAUACCAUCAGGCUCACUGCCUCUCCUGGAAAGGUUUUAUUACAGCGAUUCCUUUCUGACAGGCAUCACCGUUGACCGUGACUACGGUGUUCCGCCCACUUGGACCCUCAAGGAUCACCUCUCGUCUGCCCCCCACCUUCAUGAAGUCCAGAUUCGGCACCCGUUAGCGUUCCAGCUAUUCCCUUCGUCAUCCAGUAUUACCAGCAUUAGUUUGGAUCUCGGGGUGAAUACAUUCCACAGGAUGUUCCACCUUGGGCGUCUUCUCACCUCGCUCUCGAUCUGCGAUGGCCUCGAAAAACUGACUGUCACAUGUCAUGACUAUCAAUCGGAUAUCAUCGUCGAUAAUGAAGGCAUAUUUCCUGCCUUCAUCCGACUUCCACGAGUUUCCUCACUCACGCUCGCAAUUGGGUCCAUCUCGCUCAUAUUCGGUGCCCUCAUGCGCGCUCUCGAGCUCCCGUCCUUGCGUGCUCUUUAUUUCGAUUCCAAUGGUUGGCUAAGCCGCGAGCUCCCAACAUUUCUCGCUCGCCACUCGCACAUCGAAGGAUUAUUUGCGAUGAACGACAUAUUCUCUGCAGCCAUGACAUCGGUGUUCGAUCGACUUCCCCAACUUACCACCUUGGCCACGGAGGAUCUGAGGAAACUUCCCAGUACAUUGCUCAGAGAGCUCACCUUCGUAUACAAUCUCAAGCCCGACGGAUCCAGUCCUCUACACUCCGGUCGCGUCAUCACACUGGAGCAUCUCAUCAUUUGCUCGGUCCAUCCAGGAAUGACAGCGAUACAUGAUUAUCCACAAACCGAGUCAGAGUAUUAUGAUCGUGUCAUGCGGCUUGUGCAGAGUCGUUGGCGUUUACCUACCAAUGCACUCGAUUUUGACGGAAGACCUAUGGAGCGAUUAAAGUCCUUCAGGAUGCGGACGAAGGAUAAGGUGGAUAUGAUGAACGUUGCCCCAAAUGUGUACGCGAAGCUAAUGCAGUUUCGGGAGGAAGGGCUGGAGGUGGAAUUUGGCAAUAUGGAGGAGUUGAAGACGUUUGUGAUGCGGUGAUCGUGGUGUUGUCGAAGAACAUGAUGUAUAGACUGGUCUCUCUUCUAGUCAGUUACGGGUGCGAUCCAUCUUAACUGCUAAGAAGUGUCGAUUUUUUUCCACGCUACGCUUUUCCUUUAGUGUUACCAUGUAUCCCGCUGGGUUUGCUUCUCGAAUCCUAUCUCGGUUCGAGAUUUUCGGUCGCAUACAUAUCUAGUUGUUUGGCCGUGGGCAUGGUUGCCAGAUUUUCCCGUGGCCCCAAGCCAAGCCUUUGGCUUACUAGUUGUGUGGCCCCUUGUUUGUGGACAAUAAUAACACGUCC